Messenger RNA from Chlorocebus sabaeus (green monkey), 1345 nucleotides. The record is from RefSeq and is a predicted model, not a curated record. NCBI's taxonomy places the organism in Eukaryota, Metazoa, Chordata, Mammalia, Primates, Cercopithecidae.
UUGCGGGUACAGACUAAAGAUGUGGAGGUGAACGGGCAGAACUGGACCUUUGCUUUUGACUUCUCCUUCCUGAGCCAACAAGAGGAUCUGGCAUGGGCUGAGCUCCGGCUGCAGCUGUCCAGCCCUGUGGACCUCCCCACUGAGGGCUCACUUGCCAUUGAGAUUUUCCACCAGCCAAAGCCUGACACAGAGCAGGCUUCAGCCAGCUGCUUUGAGCGGUUUCAGAUGGACCUGUUCACUGUCACUUUGUCCCAGGUCACCUUUUCCUUGGGCAACAUGGUCUUGGAGGUGACCAGGCCACUCUCCAAGUGGCUGAAGCGCCCUGGGACCCUGGAGAAGCAGAUGUCCAGGGUAGCUGGAGAGUGCUGGCAGCAGCCCCCCACACCGCCUGCCACCGAUGUGCUCCUUAUGCUCUACUCCAACCUCUCGCAGGAGCAGAGACGGCUGGGUGGGUCCACCUUGCUGUGGGAAGCUGAGAGCUCCUGGCGGGCCCAGGAGGGACAGCUGUCCUGGGAGUGGGGCAAGAGGCACCGUCGACAUCACUUGCCAGACAGAAGUCAACUGUGUCGGAAAGUCAAGUUCCAGGUGGACUUCAACCUGAUUGGAUGGGGCUCCUGGAUCAUCUACCCCAAGCAGUACAACGCCUAUCGCUGCGAGGGCGAGUGUCCUAAUCCUGUCGGGGAGGAGUUUCAUCCAACCAACCAUGCAUACAUCCAGAGUCUGCUGAAACGUUACCAGCCCCACCGAGUCCCUUCUACUUGCUGCGCCCCAGUGAAGACCAAGCCGCUGAGCAUGCUGUAUGUGGACAAUGGCAGAGUGCUCCUAGAUCACCAUAAAGACAUGAUCGUGGAAGAAUGUGGGUGCCUCUGAUGACAUCCUGGAGGGAGACUGGAUUUACCUGCACUCUGGAAGACCGGGAAGCCCCUGGAAGACAUGAUAACCAUCUAAUCCAGUAAGGAGAAAGAGAGAGGGGCAAAGUUGCUCUGCCCACCGGAACUGAAGAGGAAGGGCUGCCUACUCUGUAAAUGAAGGGGCUCAGUGGAGUCUGGCCAAGCACAGAGGCUGCUGUCAGGAAGAGGGAGGAAGAAGCCCGUGCAGGGGGCUUGCUGGAUGUUCUCUUUACUGAAAACACAGUGGCGAGGAAAAGCACAAAUGCGUUGAGUUCUCUACUGGAUUUUUAAAAAACCUGUGAACCGCCUGAAACUGUAUGUGAAAGUUGAGACAUAUGUGCAUGUAUUCUGGAGGUGGGAUGAGGUCACCUAUAGGUUUCAUGUAUUCUCCAAAGUAGUCUGUGUGUGACCUGUGCCCCUCCCCAAAGAUUAAGGAUCGCUGUACAGAUUAAAAA